CAAACUGUGACAUAUAAAAGCUGUUAGCUGCUCCUGAAGCCAGCAGCAUUCAAACCUUGCAGAGCUUUGCUCUCAGAGAGCUUGUAAUAAGACACACUCCUCUUACAAGAGUUCAUGCUACAACAUAGCAAAGAACUUUAAAUUUUUGGAAGAACAAUAUAUUCAUUUUGGCAUUGUGCAGAGAGCAAAGUGAACUCCGCGGCCUCUUCUCCACCCCUCAAAAUGAUAGCAGUCUCCGCCGUCAGCAGUGCACUCCUGUUCUCUCUUCUCUGUGAAGCAAGUACCGCCGUCCUACUCAAUUCCACUGACUCAUCCCCGCCAACCAAUAAUUUCACUGAUAUUGAAGCAGCUCUGAAAGCACAACUGGAUUCGGCGGAUAUCCCCAAAGCCAGGCGGAAGCGCUACAUUUCGCAGAAUGACAUGAUCGCCAUUCUUGAUUAUCAUAAUCAAGUUCGGGGCAAAGUGUUCCCACCGGCAGCAAAUAUGGAAUAUAUGGUUUGGGAUGAAAAUCUCGCAAAAUCGGCAGAGGCGUGGGCGGCUACUUGCAUUUGGGACCAUGGACCUUCUUACUUAUUGAGAUUUUUGGGCCAAAAUCUAUCUGUACGCACUGGAAGAUAUCGCUCUAUUCUCCAGUUGGUCAAGCCAUGGUAUGAUGAAGUGAAAGAUUAUGCUUUUCCAUAUCCCCAGGAUUGCAACCCCAGAUGUCCUAUGAGAUGUUUUGGUCCCAUGUGCACACAUUAUACACAGAUGGUUUGGGCCACUUCCAAUCGGAUAGGAUGUGCAAUUCAUACUUGCCAAAACAUGAAUGUCUGGGGUUCUGUCUGGCGGCGUGCAGUUUACUUGGUAUGCAACUAUGCCCCAAAGGGCAAUUGGAUUGGGGAAGCACCAUAUAAAGUAGGGGUACCAUGUUCAUCUUGUCCUCCAAGUUAUGGGGGCUCUUGUACUGACAAUCUGUGUUUUCCAGGAGUUACAUCAAACUACCUGUACUGGUUUAAAUAAGCUUACUUUUUCCUCCAGGAAAUAUAAUAAUUUCUGGGAACAUGGGCAUACAUAUAUAUAUAUUGAAUUUUGCACAUAUUUUGCAUAUUUUAUGAUAAUCUUGUUUUCCUUUUAGUAUUCCUUUGUAUAAAUUAGUGUUUGUCUAGCAUGUUUGUUUAAUCCUUUGAGAUAUUUGAAACAUCAAUUUCUAUUUUCUGACCUCUAAGCCUAAAUUAAAAUAUUGUAUAUGUAAUGAUGACAUAGUUGAUGCAUCCAAUCCUAAAACUUACAUUUAUAAAUUAUAUCAUUAUAUCAUUAUGUUCCUAAGUAAUAAAAUAUGUAUUUAACCUGUGUGUAUAUGUAUACAUAUACAUAUAUAUGUGUAUGGAUUUAUAUAUGCACACAAACAUAUAAUGUAUGAUGUAACACAUAGAUAAUAAUAUGAGUCAGUAGCCAACUUGAGGGAAAUUUUAAAAAGACUAUUCUCAAGUAUAUGUAAGGUGAUGGGACACCUUUAGCACCCAUUUCUGUAAUACCCACAAAGUGAUAAUUUAUAAAAUAAUACUUAGUGAUAUCUGGAAAUAAUAAUUUAAGGAACCUGGAGACAGUUUUUCUUAUUUGAGUCCACCAAAGGAUAAUGCCAACUUAUAUCUUAUGUAAGUUCUCAAAUCAUGCCUUUUGCUUAGUCUCAUUUUAUUGAAUCAGUAGUCAUGAGUUGAGUGCUUACUACAUGCAAGACACUUUGCUAGUUGUGUUCUGAUAAUGCAGAGAUAAUUAGACAUGGUUUCUGCCCUCAAGAAGCUCACAAAAAAUAUUCAGGAAAUAAUGCAGACUGGUGAUUUUACUAUAACAUUAUUUUUGAAGGGAGCAGACACAGCAGUAUUUACCUGUAGGUGGAGCAAGUAAUAAACCAUGCUGUACUAUAGAUACACAAGUUUUGCUUCUCAUGGAAAUUUAGUUACAGUACUUGGAAUGAGAAGGGCAAGGAAAUAAUCAACAAAUGCCAAGAUUUCUGGAACAGAUUGUACACCUGUGACUUUGGAAAACAGAAAGCAAAACCCUCAGAAAACUAAUGAAGUCCAAGAGAAGUAACAUUUAGAGGACAGGUAUGAAAAGGGUAAUUGCACAUAACCACCAGAUGGAGAGAUUCAGAAUGGCCUAUCCUGAGGGUUUAGUACAUCCCGAGGCCUGUCAGGAGCUGAAGGAUUCCAAGAAGAGAUGUGGAGGUGCUGACGACACCCCUGUCUCUUCAUUGUUCAGCCUAUCAUUGAAUCAAUCUACUUAUCAUUUUGAAUCUUUGAGUAUUGCAUGAAAGAUCCAUGGUGUACACCUCAUACAGUCAUGACUUUGUUAAAAUAGCCUUCUUUACAUGCUUUCUAAGGGCUAGUUAUCAACUUUAUUUCUGUUUCUGUAGAAGAAACAUUUUCAGUUCUUCUUUGAGUUUGAUUAUGAAAAUCCAUUUAGAGUCGCUAUGAAAAUUUUACUCAUGUAAUUUGGAAAUGUCACAUUUUCCUAUUCAUGACAUCUCUUUCAGAGAGGAGAAUACAACAUCUUGGUCAAGAUAUUUAACGUAUUGCACUUCAAGUACGUGUGUGCGUGUGUGUGUGUGUGUGUGUUAUUCAGGUUAUGUAAUGCUUCCAUAGAAUUACAGAACAAUUUAAUAUGGUUAGUUUCAGAACAAUUAAAUAUGGUUAGUUCCAGAGUGCAAAUAACAGAAGGAAGCUACUUGUUUAAAAUUUCAUAUACAUUUGCAGUUUUUUAGGUUGGAUAUUUUGAAAGAUGACAGAUCAUUAAAUCCAUUCAAUGGUAAGGGAAUUCACCAUCUGAAGGUUGGGUCUGCUUGUUAACGAAUGACUGGCCCAAUUACCCUUAUAAAUUGAACAUGGGGACAAAAUGCUUUGAUAACAUACUAUUUUGCCUUUGUGGGCACUUACGUAGAUGCUGUUAAAUGUUUUUGGAGAUGAAAAUGGAGAAUAGAAGUAAUUACAUUAUUAGGUGUUAAUCCAGAUUUUCUAGUAUAUCUAGACAAUUGGAGGGAAAGCUCAUUAGUGGGAUGCUUGCUUGAUUUAUCUAGAUAGUCUUUUCUUCUUCUAUUUUAUUCAUUUUACAGGAACAGCAAUAAGUACUAUGAAAGAAGGUGGCUACACUAAUUUCCAAUUUUGUUGAUGAAUUGCUUCUGUGAGUUCACUUUUCAAUUCUAAGGAAGAAUAGUAAUAUUUGCUACAUAUUUCACAGAGGUUCUAAUGAGGGUAAAUUUACUAGAUUAAUAAAAAUUUAUGAAUAUUGAAAUUAUCAUUAAUAUUAUAAAACAUUUAUUUGAGAUCAAAUUAAAUUUUUCAUGAGCUCCUCUUUGGCAGAAACUCUGUUUAAUUCUUUGUAUUAUCCCAGCUUCUUAAAUGGUGGCUAUACCAAUAAACGUUUAAUAAAUGCUCAUAUAAAUGGAUUUUUAGAAUUAAAUAAAAAGCCAAGAAUGGCAACAAUUUACAAAAAUCCCAUCGCUCCAUGCUUAAGACAAAAAUGUUUUAAAUAUAAAGUUUUAAUUAUAUAAAAAAUCCAGAUGAAUCAUCGAAUGUAUCAGAUUAAAACUAGGGUCUGCACACUUAGGCAACUGUCCUUUCCAAACCAUGACAAGAAUUGCAAGUUUAUUUAUAAUUUAACAACUCAGCUGAAAACAUAACGGGUAUAUUUGUUAUUCUAACUCUAUUUUUUAAAGUUAAUAAUAUAAAGUGGCCAUGUAAAGUAUUUUAUUUUCCAGGCUAAAGCAAAUGAAAGUUUGCUAGUAUCAACACAGCCUGCCAUAUUUUUCACAGCAUGCAACAAUGGUGCUAGGAUAGCUAUUUUUCACUGUAAUUGCCAGAAGCAGGAAAGGUCUGGGUAUAAGCUAUUUCAUAAGAGCAGCUUUAAAUGGUCAGUAUUAAGGUUUUCAUAUGGAACAGUGUCAUUCAAAAAAAAUAGUAAUUGGCAUAUAUAUAUUCCACAGCAUUGAUCAUCUCUACGGUGCUGAUUUUUUUAUAUGACGGGUAGAAAAAUUGUAAUAUUCUUGUGGUAUAGGUUUGGGGCUUCCAUUGUCAUCAAAAGACUGAAAAAUUUUAAGUUUGGAAUUAAACUGAUGGAUUUCAUGGUAGAAUUAUCUGUGAGUUGUGUAGGCACAGUCUUAAUAUUUCUGGUUAUGGUAGUGUUUGCUCAAGAAAUGUGGAUGAAGCCAUUAUUGUUAUUAUUGUUUAUGCUUCUGUUCAGUCCUCUAAGCAUCAUCCCUUCUGUGGCCCAUCAUCCAGCAGAGCUGCCUUACAAAUUUCAUUGGCAGCGCCAUAACAUUCAUUUGAAAAGUUCAUGGAAACAUUCAUUUGAAAGUUCCAUGUAGCUUUAGCACAGAGUUGACCAAACACUAGGGCAAGUUCUGUUUAACAUAGAAUAUUUGAACUGAAACAAUAUGUAUUUUUCUCAUAAUAUGCACUUGUAUGAAACCAACUUAUCUACAUAAUUAAAUCUAAUAUAUAUUUAAGCCAGUUUAAGUGUUUUGUGUUCCUGCUGUGCUUAUAAAAUACAUGCACAAGCUAAACAUAUAAUUUGAAUGGGUCUAUGAAGGAAAAAUAAUGCUUAGGCUUUGAUGUAUGUUCUUCCUGUGUAGCCAUAAACUCAGGUUCUGCAGUAUCAAAGGAUGUAAAUCUUGACAUAGAUGGAAGCCUUUACCUACCAAAGUGUUUAGGGAGAAUAAAGUUACAUUUGUCUUACUGUCUAACAUUACCUUUGCUUUUAUGUUUCAUAAAAAUUUGUCACUAUUUGUGUGGGUGAAACAUAUAAUCACAUGCUAUCAUUUGAACAUAUGCAAAAUAAUUUUAAAAAUUAUGUUAUGGUUUAAAUUUGACUUAUUGGAGGUCAGUCAAAAACUUAGAAGUUUUACCAGUUCACUGGUUAAUGGUGCUGAAAACACAUUACGAUUACCACAUAUACUUGCUAUAACUUUUGAAGUUUCUUAGCAAAGUUUUUAUUCAGUGUGAACUGUCAGUAUCUAUUCUGGUGCUAAAUAUACGGUGCUAUAUGAAUUGUCAGUGUUGAUGGCUUUAGUAAUGCUCCUUUUAUUCAUUGUUAAAAGGGUUAUCCAUUCAAUUCCUGAUUCCGAAAUAUUAAUGAAAUCCUAUGUUAAACUAAUCUUUACCAAAAAUAGGCAAGUUAACUCUGUUGUUUUAAUGCAACAGUCCAAUGUUAUUUAGGUGUUACAGAAUUUAAAUAUAUUUCUUUGGAAGUUACCUUUAUUUUUUUUUUUAAUUUUUUUCCAGCUUGGCAAUGUCCAAAGUCAAGUAUCACCUAAACUGAUUAGAGUACGCCUGGAACUAACAAUGUUGCAGGCAGUAGCGCCCUCUGGUGGUUAUGAAGACAAAUUCUUAAUUGCUGCUUGACCCACAGCAAAAGCCAUUUCUGUUCCAUAAAAAUUUGUAGUGCAAUAUUAGAAUUUUCAUGUAUUUCCUAAGUCUGACAGCAUCGAAAAUGUUUGAUAAUAUGAACAUAUGUCUCUAAGAGGAAAAGAGAGUUAAUACAUUCUGGCACCCACUUUCCCAAGUAAUAAUGUUUUUUGUGAUUUUCCAGUUCUGAGGCACUUAUUAAAGUGUUUUUUUUUUUCUUUUCUAAAUUAGAUAUUGCUAAAAUAUAUUUUUAAAUUUAGUUAGCUUUAUAAAUACAAUUAGAAUUAUAAUUAUCUCACUUUCAGAAGUGAUGGUUUAUUUUUGUUUAGCUCAGUUCAUAAGAUAAAAAAUAUAUAGAAAAAUAAUUUCAUAUAUAAAAGGAUUAUUUCUCCACCUUUAAUUAUUGGUCUAUAAUUUGACAAUGUUAUUUGGUCAUAUCAUUGAAUGUAUUAUUCCACUCAAAGUCCUUCUAGAUUGAAAAAUGUAUGUAAAAGCUUGGGAGUAUAUCAUCUAUAACUAAUACAGAUAAUAUUUUCAGGUUUAAAUAUGUAUAAUCGACUUCAGUUUAUAUAUAUAACUGGCUGGGUGUAAGCUCUCUGUUUUGACAGAUUCCUUAAAUCAUGUUAGCAUAACCAAAUAAAAUUUACCUUGAAGCCCUUUCUAAAAUAUUUUCAGACUUAUUUUAAAGCAGUAGAACUUUUUCUAUGAACGAAAUCACAUGCAAAACUCCAACUUGUAAUAUGCAUAAAAUGGACUUACUUAUUCCCCGUACCUUCUCUAGUGCCUGGGAACACUCUUCUCUGAGCCCUUGGAUUGAUUCUAUUACACAGAGCAACUUUAAUCUAAAUCAUUUAGUUCCCUCCUUUUCCUCUAAAAACAACCAUCCAAUGAAAAAAAAAAUGUGAGGGCCUAAAUUAUUUCAAUGGUUUUCUGAAAUAUUCAAUUCAGUUUGUACGUGUUAGCACUCUUUUAGUUUGGGGGAGGUUAAAUACUGUACUAAGCUGGUGCUUGGAUACAUAUUGCAGCAUCUUGUGUUGUAUUUGACAAACAGAAUUUUGGUACCAAAAUAUUUUGAGAAUUAGAGAUGAUUGUGAUGCAUGUAUAUAAACACUAUUUUUAAAAAUAUCUAAAUAUGUCUCACAUAUUUAUAUAAUCCUCAAAUAUACUGUAUCAUCUUAGAUAUUUUUUAAACAAAUUAAUUUGGAGAAGUUUUAUUCAUUGCCUGAUGCUGUGGCAAAAAAUGGUGCCUCUGACGUUGUGAUAUAGUGUUGUGAGUGUGUACAUAUAUAAAACCUGUGUAAACCUCUGUCCUUAAGAACCAUAACAAAUGUAGCUUUUUAAACUCCAUUGUAUUAUUUUUUCUUUUAAUAAAAAAGUAUGAUUAA
Messenger RNA from Sapajus apella (tufted capuchin), 6763 nucleotides. RefSeq names its product peptidase inhibitor 15 (gene PI15). The transcript is spliced from 6 exons. NCBI's taxonomy places the organism in Eukaryota, Metazoa, Chordata, Mammalia, Primates, Cebidae. The coding region runs from base 223 to 999 and encodes 258 amino acids. Gene Ontology annotation, cellular component: extracellular region. The record is from RefSeq and is a predicted model, not a curated record.